CGUCGGUCCUGACAAGAAUUUUCGAACAGAGGUGGUUUCCCAAGCGCCGGGCACCAUGAGCAAGGAAAAGGUACUGUUGGCCUACUCGGGCGGUCUGGACACGAGCUGCAUUCUGAAGUGGCUGCUGGAGCAGCAGUACGAGGUGAUCUGUUUCAUGGCGGACGUAGGUCAAACGGAGGACUUUGCUGCGGCCCGCGACAAGGCCCUGAGGAUCGGUGCCGCGGAUGUGGUGGUGAAGGAUAUGAAGGAUUUUUUCGUCGAAAAGUUCGUCUGGCCCGGGGUGCAGAUGGGGCUGAUCUACGAGGAUCGCUACCUGCUCGGUACCUCGCUGGCGCGUCCCUGCAUCUCGAAGGGACUGAUGGAUGUGGCCGGGCAGCGCGGCUGUGCGUACAUUUCGCACGGUGCCACCGGGAAGGGAAACGAUCAGAUACGGUUCGAGCUGAGCUGUUACGCCCUGAACCCGUCCAUCCGCGUGCUGGCCCCGUGGAGGAUGGAAGAGUUCUGCCAACGGUUCCAGGGUCGCUCGGAUUUGCUCGAGUACGCCAAGCGCAACAACAUUCCCGUCAGUGCCACUCCGAAGUCGCCUUGGUCGAUGGACGCCAACAUUAUGCACAUCAGCUACGAGUCCGGUAUCCUGGAGGAUCCCUCCGUGGCGGCACCGGAUGAGAUCUACCAGCUGACGCAUUCACCGGCUCGCGCCCCGGACACACCGACGGUGGUCGAAAUUGUGUUCAAAGCGGGACUGCCGGUUCGCGUCACCGAGCUGAUCAGCGGCCGGACGAUGGAGAGGCCAGUGGAUAUACUAACGUUCCUGAAUAAAGUGGGCGGCGAGCAUGGCGUCGGUCGAGUCGAUAUUGUCGAGAACCGAUACAUCGGGCUAAAGUCUCGCGGUAUCUACGAAACCCCCGGCGUCACCGUGCUGCACUGUGCCCACCGGGACCUAGAAAUCUACUGUCUCGAUCGGGAGGUGCUGCGGGUGAAGAAGUAUCUCGCCGACCGGAUGGCAGACUACGUCUACAACGGAUACUGGUAUGCACCGGAAGCCGAGUACGUGCGUAAGUGCAUCAUUGAAUCACAGAAGCACGUUUGCGGCAAGGUUGUCGUGGAAAUGUUCAAGGGACACGUGAUGGUCAUAUCGCGCGAGUCGAUCAAUUCGGUGUACAAUCAGGAGCUGGCGUCGAUGGAAGUCCACGGUAACUUUACGCCCUACUCGGCCACCGGAUUUAUAGAGAUCAAUGCGCUGCGACUAAAGGAACACCACCGUGUCUUUGGUACGGCCAAUAUGACGAAGCAUUUUUCGCGCACCGAUUCGGAUAUGAAGCUGAUCUAAGGAAAACCAAAUCUACGACCAAAGAGUGAAUUCAGACAUUUAUUUUGAAAAAAAUAUACUA
This is a messenger RNA of Anopheles cruzii, 1391 nucleotides long. RefSeq names its product argininosuccinate synthase (gene Ass). Gene Ontology annotation, cellular component: cytoplasm. The transcript is spliced from 3 exons. Gene Ontology annotation, biological process: urea cycle; L-arginine biosynthetic process. The record is from RefSeq and is a predicted model, not a curated record. Bases 56 to 1330 code for a protein of 424 amino acids. Lineage: Eukaryota; Metazoa; Arthropoda; Insecta; Diptera; Culicidae. Gene Ontology annotation, molecular function: ATP binding; argininosuccinate synthase activity.